Molecule: messenger RNA, 600 nt
Organism: Rhagoletis zephyria (snowberry fruit fly)
Lineage: Eukaryota; Metazoa; Arthropoda; Insecta; Diptera; Tephritidae
Source: RefSeq, a predicted model, not a curated record
AUGGUCCGCCGAAAGAAGAAGAAGAAGGGCAAAAAGGGCAGCAAAGACAAGGGCGACACUGGCACCGGCUUCUUUGGGGGCGGCACCGCCCGCUCCGGCAGCCUCUUCAGUCCGCUGGGCCUCUCCAAGAAGUUCUCCACCGGCUCGAAGCGCUCCACCGGGGGGCUGACGCCAGGGGGACAGCUGACCCAGGCGGGCGGCGGCAGCAUGCGCACCAAGCGCUCCGCCGGCCCCAGCCAGGCGAGCCAGGCCAUCAGCCGCAAUGGGCUGCCCCGCACCCGUCGCUCCCAGGGCCUCUCCUCUUCGAACAAACUGACGGCGGUGGGCGGCGGUGGUGGUGGACCAUCGCACGCUGUGACCGGUCGCAGUGCAAUGACGUCGGCGGGCGGUGGCGGCGGCGGAGCUUCGCACGCUGUGACUGGUCGCAGCGCAAUGACCUCAACGGGCGGCGGCGGCGGAGCUUCGCACGCAGUGACCGGUCGCAGUGCGAUGACCAGUGCCUCGAAGAAUCGCGGUCACAGUAAGCACAGGAAGGGGUCUCGCGCCGCGCACGGCGCCUCCAACAAGGCCACCGAGCGCAGCAAGCUGAAGAAUCAUUGA